UGAAGUGACGCGAUCAGUCGUACUUAAAGCGCAGCGCGCGCAGCGGAGCGUCAGUUAGUUCGGCUGCACGCGGAGAGAUAGUCACAGAAACCUCCCUCAUCACACGAGGACAGGACGGAGAAGAGGGGAGGAAAUCAUCACAGGAUUAUUCCUUCUUUUAUUGAUCAACAGCGCGACCGCUCAGUCCGCGUUUCCGCCCUAGACUCAAAGCUUUUAUACGGGUUCUUCUGGCUUGACGUCCCCGCGGUGCGGUGCCGCUGCUGCGGCAGAGGAUGGCAGACAGACAACGGCAGACAGCUGCGGGCGGCGCGGCAGGACGCAGCUCCUUCUCAGCAUGUGAACUCAACAAGCUCCUGUUGGUUUGAUUUUCAUCCAAAAAGGAGAUUAUCCAUCUUUCCUCUCAGUCUGGACUCAGGGGCGGAGUGAGGAGGGGGUUUCUGGGGCCACCAAUGUUUUCUCCAAAACCCAAAUAUUUAGGGGUUUUACUAUAACUUUAAAUUUGUGUUAUUUCCUCUCAGUUUCUCUGACUGGACCGGCAAACAAAUGGAGCAAAAAUGUAUUAAAACGUGCGAUUCCAGCUUGUUAAAUGUGAAUAUUUUUCUAGUUUCUUCUCUCCUCUGAGACAAUCUGAAUAUCUUUGACUUGUGGACAAAACAAGACAUUUGAGGAGCAUCUUGGGAUUUUAGGAAACUAUUUUUGGACAUUUUAUAAACAAAACAACAGAUGGAGACUCUUCUCUCAGCAUGUGAACUCCAACACGCUGUCUGUUGGGUUUUGGUUUCCCCCAAAGGGUUUCUGCAGGUUUCACCGAGUCAAAAUCAAGACUUUUUUAAGACCAUUAUGAAUGUAAUUUAAGACCUAUAGCCUAUUACGACAUAAAAAAGGAAAUGCAGUCACAAAAUGAAUUCCUUUCUUGCAUAAGAAUCAGUAGUCUUCAAAUACAAUAGAAAAUAUAUAAAAUCCAUUUUAUGUCUUUGGUUCAAUCAGAAGGAGACUCAAUAACACAAAAGCUAACUAGCUGCAAUAUAAGUUGCAUGUUGGUCUCAUUUGUAGUCUUAUCUGGACUAGGAAAAGAAAGAACUACAACUCCACAGAGCAUUUCAACAUGCAUUAUUGGAAACUUAAGACCUGUUUAAAAAUGAUUUAAGACCACAAACACAACACCUGAGCAAAUGUAAGACUAUUUAAGGCAUCAAAUUAGAUUUUUUAAGACCGCGCGGAAACCCUGACCCAAAAAGGACCGUCUCGCCGGCUCCGCAGCGCGCGAUGUUCUCGUCGGCGAGCGAGAUCAACCUGGCGUCCAACCUGAGCGAGGCGAUGGCGGACUGGAGCGACCGGCCCGUGGAGCGCCUGUCUCGCGGCGGCCACCGCGUGGUCUCGGUGUUCCUGGGCUCCAUCAUGGUGCUGGGCUUCCUCAACAACCUGCUGGUUCUGGUCCUGUUCUGCCGCUUCAAGACGCUGCGCACGCCCGUCAACAUGCUGCUGCUCAACAUCAGCGUCAGCGACAUGCUGGUGUGCGUGUGCGGCACCACGCUCAGCUUCGCCUCCAGCCUGCACGCGCGCUGGCUGUACGGGCGCAGCGGCUGCAUGUGGUACGGCUUCGUCAACUCCUGCUUCGGCAUCGUGUCCCUGAUGUCCCUCUCCGUGCUGUCCUACGAGCGCUACAGCACGCUGCUGGUGUACAACGCGCGCGUGUCGGACUACAGGAAGCCGCUGCUGACCGUGGGCGGGACCUGGCUCUACUCCGUGCUGUGGACGGCGCCGCCCCUGAUUGGCUGGAGCAGCUACGGCCUGGAGGGCGCCGGGACCAGCUGCUCGGUCACGUGGACGCAGCGCACGGCCGCCUCGCACUCGUACGUCAUCUGCCUGUUUGUGUUCUGCCUCGCCGUUCCCGUCCUGGUCAUGGUGUACUGCUACGGACGCCUGCUGCACGCCGUCAAACACGUGGGUCAGGUCCGGCGCUUGGCGGCCCGGCGCAGAGAGCUUCACAUCCUGUUGAUGGUGUUCACCACGGUGGUGUGCUACCUGCUCUGCUGGCUGCCGUACGGCGUGGUCGCCAUGGUAGCCACCUUCGGCCGGCCGGGAGCGGUCAGCCCGGUCGCCACGGUCGUCCCGUCGCUGCUCGCCAAGAGCAGCACCGUCAUCAACCCCGUCAUCUACAUCCUCAUGAACAAACAGUUCUACCGCUGCUUCCUGCUGCUGUUUGGAUGUAAAAACGCGCUGACGGAGAACGCCCCGACCUCCGUGCAGUCCAAGACCACCGUGGUGCAGCUCAACCGCCGAGUCUGUGACACCACUACCCCGGCCAUCGCCACAACAACACUCCCCGCCAUCGCCACGACAACACUCCCCACCGCAGAGGAAACCGGCGCCGCCAUGACGGACGAAACGAACGCCACCGAGCCACCGCUGUGAUGUUAUCAGGUUGGAGUUGAACCGGCGUCUGCUGCAGCAAGAAGACACACAGAGCCAUCGCUCUUACUGAGUGAGCUAAAGGAGGACCAGGAUGUCUGCUGAAGUUGUCACUCUUUAUCACUCGCAAGCAGAGAGCACACACACACACACACACACACACACACACACACACACACACACACACACACACA
This is a messenger RNA of Perca fluviatilis (European perch), 2606 nucleotides long. Its product is annotated as opsin-3-like. Bases 1267 to 2415 code for a protein of 382 amino acids. The transcript has 5 exons. Gene Ontology annotation, molecular function: G protein-coupled receptor activity. Gene Ontology annotation, cellular component: photoreceptor outer segment; membrane. NCBI's taxonomy places the organism in Eukaryota, Metazoa, Chordata, Actinopteri, Perciformes, Percidae. Gene Ontology annotation, biological process: G protein-coupled receptor signaling pathway; visual perception. The record is from RefSeq and is a predicted model, not a curated record.